CUGGUCGCGCAAACGAUUGAUUUUGCAGUCUCCACUCAUUCGAGAGCUACAUUGUUGCAAGAAUAGCACAGUGUAGUCGCUUUAGCUAUUUAUUGCCUUGGUUGAACGGUUUUAGCAUUGUUUGCAUGGACGUAAUGUUUGCUUCCUGUUACUUUCCGCCAAUGGCGUUUUAGUUUAGAUUGGUACAUUAGGCUAAAUGUUCCGUGUAUGAAGACAGCAGACUACUUUCGUGGCUCAAUUGGAAGAUAUAUUGUUUUCAUAAAUACGUCAACAUGUCAAGCGAGCAGGUGUUCAGCUGGACUGUAGUAGUCUUGACCUGUCAACAUAAAGAUAGCGUUUACGCCUUUCAAAGAGAGCUGGAGGUCCGGCAGCAGCGUGGAGGUCUCUUACAGGGGACGUUACUGCUCACUGUGUCAGACCCCCAGGAGCCUGGACUGGGCAGUGGGGGAGCCACUCUCAAUGCACUGCUGGUGGCAGCCGAGCACCUGAGUGCCAGAGCUGGAUACACUGUUGUUACCGCGGAUGUCCUUGACGAUGCCCGUAUCCUGAUCUUGCACACGGGACGUGACUUUCCCUGGGAUAGCUGUGGCAGGGCCUUCUGCUGGCUACCUGUGGAAAAGCCAGCUCAGACUGUGCAGGGACCUGUCUGCUGCCUGGAUAUGCUGCUUGACUGCCUUUCCAAUCAGGUGUGCCCUGGUUCUCCCCCGGGUGUUUGGGUGUGCAGCACUGACAUGAUCCUGACCAUGCCGACUACCUUCAAAAUAUCAUGGGAGGGUUUUUCUGGGGUCCGUGUUUUGGCACUACCUGGUGAUGUCUCUUACGCCGCCAAUCAUGGAGUCUACUUUGCUGAUGAGCAGGGUAGAGUACGUGACAUCAUCUACAAGGGGUCAGAGGAGCGGAUUCGCCGAGCCGCACAGCCUGAUGGCAUGGUGCCACUGGUGUCAGGGCCUGUGUUCUUCUGCAGGAGGGUACUCGAGCGAUUGCUGAAGGCCCAUGUUACCCCUCCCCUUGACGGCUGCACGUACAUGGGCAUGGACUCUGGGGCACCACCCAUUCAGAUCUCCCUCUUCCUGGAUUUGUUGAUGUGUCUUUGCUCAGACCUGAGUGAGUCAGAGUUUGUGAAUGGUGAGAGGACGGGCUGCAGUUCCCCCAUCAGUCAACAGGGAGCUGUAGUGAGGAGCGCACGGGCCUUGCUAUGGAGGAUACUGAGAGGCACUACUCUCCAUAUGGUUUACGUUCCUGGCGGUUGCUACGACUACCUGACUUUGUCCGGUAGAGAGCACAUUGCCCGCCUGACAAAGAAGGGGACAGAGAGAGACACUUUGUCACACAUACAGAAUACUCAGUGUGUGAGUGAUGGAGGCAGGGUGAUCAACAGUGUUCUGGAGGGGGACGUCAGUGUUGCGUCAGGAGCAGUUAUCCAGCACUGCCACCUUCAGGGACCAGUGGAUGUGCAUUCAGGUUGUUUACUCUCAGGCCUGGAAGUGACCUCAUCUUCGCACAUCCAGCAGCUGGCCUUAACCAAUGACCACAUCAUCCAAGGGCACCACAUACAACUGGGAGAGAUGAAGAUUACUGUUUAUACAGUGCUGGGGGCUUACGAUGAUCUUAAGGUUUCCUGCGAUGACGAUGGUGCCACCUUUCUGAAUCACAGAUGGAGUGACCUCUACAGCCGCACUGGAAUACAGCCUGAGGAUCUGUGGGGGUCCGGGAGGUCCCAGUCACUCAUGGAGGCCCGCCUGUUCCCAGUCUUCCAGCCGCGGGGUGGUGCGGUGGGGCUGGAGGUGGGGGUGUGCUGGCUGUUGGGUGGGCCGGGGGCACUGGAGCAGUGGAGGGCCGUGUGGAGGCUCUCUCUCCGAGAGGUCCUUUCCCUUACUGACCAGGAGGGAGAGCUGCGCUGGAGGGAGGCGCUAUUCUUCCAGGUGGGGAGGAGGAGAGUGAUGGACAACUUGAAGAGCCAGAGCGAUCGUGGGUUGUUGCCCAGCUUCAGGGCUGCCGUGCUUGGAGGCCAGCAUGAGGAGCUCCUCUGCACACUAGACUCCAUCACAGCGGGCAGCGGGGAGAAUCUGGGAGUGGCGGCCCGCUGCCUGGCCUGUAUAGCUGACGUGUUGGCCUGCCUGGCCGGGGAGGGCCGAGGGGGGCUGAGGAGCGGGCCGGCUGCUAACCCUGCCUGGAGCCAUGCCUUCUCCAUCCUAGAGCAGGGAGACCUGCUGGGUGGCGUCCAGGCCCUGGCCACCGAGAGAGCCAAGUGGCUCAGCAGGCCAGACUUGCUGGUGCGUGCUGCACGGCACUAUGAGGCGGCCGGGCAGGUGCUGUUACGACAGGCUGUGAUGUUAUCACAGAGAUUUAUCUACAUUGGUCAAGGUGAGGUCCCGCCCCUUGGGGAAUGGCAAGAUGUGGAGUGUCCUGCCAGACUGGACCUCUCAGGUGGCUGGAGCGACACUCCGCCCAUUGCCUUUGAACAUGGCGGCGCAGUGGUCAACGUGGCAGUGAAGGUCGACGGGAGACGGCCCAUUGGUGCCCGAGCUCGUCGCAUCAAAGAGCCCCGUCUGCUAUUGGUCAGUUCCAGCGGAGUGCAGGAUGAUGCUAUCGCCAUGGAGACAGUUUGCGAGAGGCUGGAGGAUCUGAAAGACCACUGUGUGCCAUAUGCACCUGCUGCCCUGUUGAAGGCAGUGUGUGUAUGCAGCGGCCUGGUUACCUAUCCCUCUCGGCAGUCCCUGGAUGAGCAGCUCCUGCAGCGCUGGGGCGGAGGGGUGGAGAUCCACACCUGGUCCCUCCUGCCGCACGGUUCAGGACUGGGUACCAGUAGUAUCUUGGCGGGAGCGGUGCUGGCAGCCGUCUAUAGAUGCACGGGGCGAACGUACGACACAGACUCUCUCAUUCACGCUGUUCUCCACCUGGAGCAGAUGCUGACCACUGGUGGUGGUUGGCAGGACCAGGUCGGAGGCUUGGUGGGUGGAGUAAAGGUGGCGCGCUCCAAAGCCUGUCUCCCCCUCCGGGUGGAAGUGGAACGUCUCCCUCUCUCCGACGACUUUCUGCUCUCACUGCAACAGCACCUCCUGCUGGUCUACACCGGCAAGACUCGGCUUGCACGAAACUUGCUGCAGGACACGGUGCGGCGCUGGUACAGCCGUAUCCCCUCCAUCGUGGAGAACGCCGGGCAGCUAGUGGACAACGCAGAAGAGUGUGCCCGCGCCUGUACAGAAGGCUCUCUCCCCAGGCUGGGGGCUUGUCUGGAGCGUUACUGGGGCCAGAAGAAGGUGAUGGCUCCGGGGUGUGAGCCGGCAGCUGUGCGGACCAUGAUGGAUGCCCUGCGCCCGCUGGCCCUGGGACAGACUCUGGCUGGGGCGGGCGGAGGGGGCUUCCUCUACCUGCUGACCCGCCAGCCACAGCAGGGGGAGGCAGUGCGUCAGGUCCUCAACAACACACAAGGCCUCCGAGACUUCAGUGUCCAUCCAGUUGAGCUGGACAUGGACGGCAUCUCACUGCUGAAGUCUUCUUGAGACAGACAGAUGGAUGUCUGGACCCUAAGCCAUUUUUAUACACAUUUCUAACUUUUAUGAUCUAUUGGGGGACGGUUAGUGUUAGGACAUAUCACAAGAGGUUGGUGGCACCAUAAUUGUGGAGGACGGGCUCGUGCUAAUGGCUGGAGCAGAAUGAAUGGAAUGGUAUUAAAUACAUCAGACACAUGGUUUCCAGGUGCUUGAUGCCAUUCCAUUUGCUCCCUUCCAGCCAUUAUUAUAAGCCGCUCACCUCAGCAGCCUCCACUGGGACAUGUACACCUUUCAAACCGAGACAUUAUUCUGCCAACUUUAUGCCGACUUCUCUCUAUAUAAGAAAGGUAUUGCCCGCGAGACAAAGUCCAUAUGUUUAUUUCCGCCAACCGACCUCGUCAUGAUUACGGUAAAGUUCUGCCUACGGCUUAGAAUGAAAUGUAGCCAUAAAAUCCUGAGGCGGCAUUGGCACGCACUCCGCUCUUAAGCUCUUGAUGGUUGCUAGACAGCGGCCGUUACUACUAUCAUCCUGGCAGUUAGAAACUUUGCGAGGUAUGUCACUUCACCCAUCAUGCACUAUUUCCUUAACCACAACUGUGGAAACAAAUAUCACUGAAUCAUGAAAAUAUUGGAAUAAAGUAGGCUAAUGCAAUUGAAGGCAUCAAAUGAUUGUUUACUUAAACUCGCAAAGUCAUCCAAUUUGUUAUAAUAGGCCUACAUUUGAUUUGAGGUGAGUGCUGCUCAUGAUCAUCUUGUCAAGUUGGCUCAUUAGCACUGAUCACACGCAGUAGGAACACGAGACUCCAAUGCUUUUGAAAAUAUAGAUUGCUAUUAUUUUCUAUCGGUGUCGUGAUGAAGAUACUAUCAAUGUAAUAUCCUACGCCUGCUCCCUAACAAAGCAGAGUGAGGGUUGGAAAGAGGUGACACGUAGAUUUCAUUUUUUUUUUUAAAUCAGGUUUAAUUUGGGCUCUGAUAAAUAUUUUUAUGUUGCCAUGAUGCAAGUUGUGUGGGAUAUUCUUUGUAUUUUAUUCUAUUAUUUCAUUCUUAGCCUACUAUCAAAUGUGUCUUUUCUGUUUAAUGCUACAACCAUAGAGGCUGCACAGACCAGUAACAUAAUUCAACUCAAAAUAUGAAAUUCUAUCCUUUUGAAAAUAUUUUUUAUUAGUCUUAUGGUUCUUAGGAUCUGCCUAAACAAAUGAAUAAUGGAUUUUUGUUAUGGUGUAUAUUCAAUGAAAAUAGACAACCACCCACAUCUGCACACCACUACAACCACGCACGGGAGUUAUAAAAGGCGUAUGCAGGCAACAAUGGGCCUGUUUGGGGGUCAUAUAAACAUUGGGAGAAAACAAUUUACCAGGCAAAAUACUGUAACAGUGGUGUAAAGUAUUAAGUAGUUUUGGGGGUAUCUGUACUUUCCUAUUUACAUUUUUGAUAACUUUUACUACACCACAUUCCUAAAGAAAAGUAUGUACUUUUUACUCAUAUUUUCCCUGACACCCAAAAGUACUCGUUACAUUUUGAAUGCUUAGCAGGACAGGAAGAUUCACACACUUAUCAAGCAAACAUCCCUGGUCAACCCUACUUCCUUUGAUCUGGCGGACUCACUAAACAGUGUUAGUGUUGGAGUGUGCCCCUGGCUAUCUGUAAAAAAGGGUUCAAAUUCUACUACUAAUGGACAUUGUCAAGGAUACCCUUUCACACACAAUCCCUCAGGUGGCAGCGACCGGGUCCAGGUGCUGAGCUUGGUUGAUCGGCACACAUUGGUGCUGCCAAUUAGGGUGAUCGUCAGUCAGCGUCUCAGCUUGUAAGCUGUGAGGCUGCUGGUGGUUUCCUUUUUGUACAUGUGUUUCGUCACAAUCUGAACAAAUAAAACUCCGCUUGGAUGGCCAACCAAGAGACAGAGCCGGCCCUGGACCAAGGCAAGUUUGCGGUCUCCCUUUGCAACAUCUCGGCACAUACGUUGAUUUCUCACAAAUGCACACAUUCAUGUUACAGGACCCCUAGACAAAGUGUGUGCAACAAUAUCUGUAGGCUAGUUAUGGGUUUCGUCACACUACUAACUGCUACUUUCCCAUGCAACAAGAUCAAAAUGUUUAUUAUGGUAUUGAUGCGAGGUUCUUACUGUGUUUUGAUAUGGGAAUAUUUGUCUAUAGAAAUGUUUGAAAAAUGACCCUAACACCAAAUAUUUGGCUUGUUAAAUGUAGGGGCCUCCUGUUAACAAACAGGCUGUGAUAAGAGAUUGUAGCCUUGAUGUAUUUGCAGUGUACAAUAUAAUUGUAAGGGAAAUGAGCCAUUAAUAACAUACUACUUGAAUGAAGAUGAACCAUAACUUGUUUCGUAACUAACUGUUUACGGUCAGACUAAAAUACAUGUAAUCCAGCUCUGCAA
Molecule: messenger RNA, 5882 nt
Organism: Oncorhynchus nerka (sockeye salmon)
Lineage: Eukaryota; Metazoa; Chordata; Actinopteri; Salmoniformes; Salmonidae
Product: L-fucose kinase
Exons: 23
Coding region: 273-3503 (1076 amino acids)
Biological process (GO): GDP-L-fucose salvage
Molecular function (GO): fucokinase activity; ATP binding
Source: RefSeq, a predicted model, not a curated record